Messenger RNA from Priapulus caudatus, 615 nucleotides. RefSeq names its product 60S ribosomal protein L11. The record is from RefSeq and is a predicted model, not a curated record. The transcript is spliced from 5 exons. Gene Ontology annotation, molecular function: structural constituent of ribosome; RNA binding. The coding region runs from base 53 to 562 and encodes 169 amino acids. Gene Ontology annotation, cellular component: cytosolic large ribosomal subunit; ribosome. Gene Ontology annotation, biological process: translation. NCBI's taxonomy places the organism in Eukaryota, Metazoa, Priapulida, Priapulimorpha, Priapulimorphida, Priapulidae.
AUCCUUUUAGUGGAAUCUGGCGCAACGAGAUGAAGGCAAGAAGCAGAAUGCUAUGAAAGAGGUUCGGAUCCGGAAGCUUUGCCUAAACAUCUGUGUGGGUGAAAGUGGUGAUAGGCUUACCCGUGCUGCAAAGGUGCUGGAGCAGCUCACUGGUCAACAGCCUGUUUUCUCAAAAGCUCGGUACACUGUGAGAUCUUUCGGCAUCAGAAGAAAUGAGAAAAUUGCUGUCCAUUGCACAGUCAGGGGUGCUAAAGCUGAGGAAAUUUUGGAAAGAGGAUUGAAGGUUCGGGAGUACGAGUUAAGAAAAGAGAACUUCUCCCACACUGGCAAUUUUGGGUUUGGCAUCCAAGAACACAUCGAUUUGGGCAUCAAGUAUGACCCCAGCAUUGGUAUCUACGGAUUGGAUUUCUAUGUCGUGCUUGGCCGUCCCGGAUACAAUGUUGCCCAUAGGAAACACAAACGGGGUACAAUUGGUUUUCCACACAAACUCGUCAAGGAUGAUGCAAUGAAGUGGUUCCAACAAAAGUACGAUGGCAUUCUCCUACCUGGGAAGGCGAAGUAAAAAUUUCUGUAAGUAGGGCAUACGAGAAUAAAAAAAUAUAAAGGAUUAUGCAA